Messenger RNA from Drosophila subpulchrella, 1604 nucleotides. RefSeq names its product retinol-binding protein pinta. Gene Ontology annotation, cellular component: membrane. Gene Ontology annotation, molecular function: phosphatidylinositol bisphosphate binding. NCBI's taxonomy places the organism in Eukaryota, Metazoa, Arthropoda, Insecta, Diptera, Drosophilidae. The record is from RefSeq and is a predicted model, not a curated record. The coding region runs from base 376 to 1317 and encodes 313 amino acids. The transcript is spliced from 4 exons.
ACUCAAAAAAUAAAUCCAAAGCCAAUUAAGACAAUCAAUCGCAAUGCGACCCAUAACGUAGUAAACCGACUGGAAUACUACAAGCGCCAGCCUGGUACUGGUACCACCCACCAUACCACAUCGCGCCCCCCAGGGCCCCGAAUCCAAUCACCUCCACAACCACCCUGUCCACAAAUGUCUUCGUGCAUUGUUAAAUCGGCUUAUGAUCAGGCAAAAGUACGUUGAUUCCACAUGUUACUCGUAUAUCAUUUUGGCAGUCGACGAGCUAUUUUCAAACGGUAAACAUAUGCACGCAAUCCGAUUUUCCAACGGAAGAUUAACUUGGUACAGUCAAAGCCGCAGCUGGGAAGUAACUAUCCAAAUAUUAUUUUGAAAAUGAGUGUGGUGCGACCUCUUAAGCCCGCCCUUCAAGACAUAUGCAUCAGGGAAUUGAACGAGGUGCCACAGCGAGUAUCCCAUGAUAUCGAGGCUCUACGAGAAUGGGUCUUGAAGCAACCACAUCUGCGGGCCUGCACCGACGACCAGUUCCUGCUUGCCUUUCUGCGCGGAACCAAGUUUAGCCUGGAACGGGCCAAAGAAAAGUUUGAUCGGUUCUAUACGCUGCAGGGAUCUAUUCCAGAGGUCUUCAAUGAUCGUCGACUGGCCACUGAUCCCCAGGUCCUAGAUAUAAUAAGGAUGGGAGUUCUUCUUCAAAUUCCCAUGGAUGCGGACGAUUCGGGACCUUGUGUGACCAUUAUUCGAGCUGGUUCCUACGACACUAGCAAGUACAAGUUUCAGGACAUAAUACGCGUCGGUUCCAUGUUCGGUGAGAUCAUGAUGUUCGAGGACGAUAAUGCCACAGUGAGCGGUUAUGUGGAGAUUAUGGACAUGUCGGGGAUUACGGGUACCCACCUCUUUUCCCUGCAACCGCAAUUGUUGAGCAAGUUUUCCACCUAUGCGGAUGAGGCGAUGCCGACGCGCCAGAAGGGAAUUCACUUUAUCAAUGUUCCUGCGGCUUUCGAAACUGCGUUCAAUUCGUUGCGAUCCUUUUUCCCAGCCAAAAUCAAGAGCCGGAUCUCGGUGAGCUCCGAUCCGGAAGCUAUAUUCGAUAUAGUGCGUCGCGAAUAUUUACCCAAGGAAUACGGAGGAACAAGGGGCAGCAUGCAGGAUAUAAGCCAUACCAUGGAAGCAAAACUAUCUAGUUAUGAAUCCUACUUUCAAGAGUCCCAAAGUUUUGGCGUUAACAACAAGUUGCGCGAGUUCGGGGACAACGUGCGAAAAAAUAAUCGAUCCUCCUUUGGGGCAGUGGGGUCCUUUCGUAAACUGGAAAUCGACUGAAACUCACCGUCACGAUUUUAUCAAUGUCGAAAGCGUAGAUACCGCAAUCUUAUCUGACAAACUAGUACAUGCAGUCUCAAUACUAAACAUGUUGAGUCGUAGAUCAUCCUAUUUAUAAAACACCUCCAAGAGAUAUGUGUGAAACUGGUGAAGCAAUAACCACAAAGCGCCAGAAGAUGUGAUAUGUAACAUUUUCAGGAGAACACUAUACAUAUUCUUAAAAAUAGAUACUUAUAAAAUAUAUGUUUUUAGUUUUGUUAAUAAAAUUCACUUUGCUAAUAUAUUAA